AUGCGGGAAAAGAUGAACCAAGGUGAUGUCAAACUAAACCAAGAAGCAGAAAGAUUACGAAAAUUAGCUGUCACGGGCGUUGCCUUUUCGGUGAUCGCGGCAUUUGUCUGUAUUCUCACGGUUCCGAUUGUGUAUAAUUACGUGCAAAGUCUUCACAGUGUACUACAGAACGAGUUGGAUUAUUGUAAGUCUCGUUCAACAUCAUUAUGGCAACAAGUCUCAAGGACUCAACGGGCUCAUGGCGAAACCCGGCGUGCCAAACGCGACUACUUAGGAUAUUCGGCGACGCCACUCCGGAAUACUCGUGAAUUACAGCGUGACUAUCAACAUGAAGCGGAGACUUAUUAUGCUGCUUCAAGUGGAAUCCGCUACAGUACGGAUGAGCGGGAAAACCGAAAACCAACGGAAUCUCCAAUUCCACUUCCGGAAACCUACACAUCAACAAAAGCACCAAAAGCACCAGUGGAAACCCGUGUGCCCGCCUCCGAUUAUCGUCGAGAGUUCAACGACGACUCCGCCGGCGCGAAGGUUCCGGAAAGUAAGGACGACUAUGAAAAGGAAGGCUACGAGUCGCGGUCGAGUCCUGGAUGCGGAUGUGGAGUUGGAGCCCCAGGAGCCACGGGUACACCCGGAAGGGAUGGUGUUGAUGGAACAGAUGGAAUACCCGGAGAGGACGGCAGCCACGGAGUAGAUGCUCCAGAUGAUUCGACAAUCCAAGGCUACGAUUUUUGCUUCCAAUGCCCAGAUGGGCCGCCGGGGCCUCCAGGACCAGCUGGAUACAAGGGGCAACCUGGUAUGGUUGGAGAGCCAGGAAUUCAUGGUGAAAGCGGACAACGAGGCCCGAUCGGGCCAACCGGUCAAGUUGGACAGGCUGGUGUACCUGGGCCCCUGGGCCUCCUGGACGGCUCCGACAAUCUGGACAGACGAUCGAACGGGAUGGACCGCCUGGAGAACCUGGACUUCCAGGCCCUACCGGACCCAGAGGACCACCCGGCCCCGAAGGUCUCCCCGGUAUCCCGGGUAUUUCCGGACCACAAGGAGCCCGGAGACCCCGGAAACGAUGGAAUCCCCGGAAAACCCGGCAAAGACGGCAAACCCGGAGCUAAGGGACUUCGCGGAGAAACUGGCACCUGCACUCAUUGCGCUCCUCCCCGGACAGCUCCUGGCUAU
This is a messenger RNA of Mesorhabditis spiculigera, 1170 nucleotides long. NCBI's taxonomy places the organism in Eukaryota, Metazoa, Nematoda, Chromadorea, Rhabditida, Rhabditidae. The record is from the annotation of a GenBank genome assembly.